Molecule: messenger RNA, 2117 nt
Organism: Sitodiplosis mosellana (orange wheat blossom midge)
Lineage: Eukaryota; Metazoa; Arthropoda; Insecta; Diptera; Cecidomyiidae
Exons: 5
Coding region: 180-1913 (577 amino acids)
Cellular component (GO): nucleus
Source: RefSeq, a predicted model, not a curated record
ACUGACGCGCUCUGUUUUAUUGAAUGCAAAUGUCAAAUUCAACGAACUUACAGCAAGUUGGUGUUUUGAAUGUGCAAAAUACAACGGAAUAAAAUUCAGACUGCUUUUGCCGUGCUCAGUCACAUUUUUGGUGUUAAUUUCCCAAUAAUUCUUCUGUUUUUGAAAAUUUUGUUUGAAAAAUGGGAAUUUAUGGUUUGAAAUAUUGUUUGAAUCGUGAAGAUCAAAUAUGCAGCGUCAAUAUCGGCGAAGAAGUUAAAAAAUGGAAAUGUAAAAAUCCCGAUGAAAUCACACCGAUCGUUGUCAUCGACUUUCCGAAUUUGGCACACUGGCUGGAACAGAAGCCAAAUGACUGGAUUUGUGGUCUAAGAUAUCAAACGAUGACACAAUGUUGGGAAAACUAUUUUGUUGCACUGAAAAAUGCCGGUUGUUCGUUGGUAUUUAUUGCGCCAUGGUACGACGCAGAUUUUGACAUAAAUAAGAGGUUGGAACGUUUGAAUGGAAAUUUCGAAAAAUAUGUUGACAUCUACGAUCAGAUCGAGGAUGGAAUCGAGCUACAGAAUAUUGUAGUUGCAAAGGAUCUUAACAUGGAAGCGUCAAAGCAGUUGCUUGCAGCUGUGGCAAAAAAAUAUGGUGAUUUCCAUAAUGUAUCAAAGGAGCAAUGCCAUUUGGAAAUCGUGAAGUAUGCAACGCAUCACAAUGCAAUGGCCAUUCUGUCAAGCAAUACCGAAUUCCUCAUAUUUGAUGGCUCAUGGAAGAUUUGGUCAACAAAGGAUGAUGAAUUUCAAGUCAACGAAUCAAAUGAAGUUACAACCACCGAAUACGGGCCAAACUGUCUCAUCAAUGUUUUUGCACUUGCAAAACAUCAAUUGCCACUGUUUGCUACUCUCAUAGGCAACAAAAUCACCGGCGAAUACUAUGACAAACUAUGUCGGUUUCAUUACAGCUUGGGCUCGACGACGUAUCGAUGGCAAAAUGUGGCCCGUUAUGUGCGCAAAGUGUAUGAUAGCAGUAAGCAUCUAUCAGAUAUGGAUAUUAGACGGCUCACGCAACACGUCUUUGGAACAGCUGAUGAACCAUAUCAACGACUGAUCCGACAAAGUCUCGAUUUUUAUAAUCUAAACUACCCAGAAGCUAUCAUCGAUGAUCCACUUGAACAGAAACUUGUAAACACAGACAUGUAUCGAACGUACAAGACAAUAAUGGAUCCGAUUAAAACGAUAUUGGCGCGUUUUUAUGACAUGCGUCGCGGUGUUGAAGGAGCAAGUUUUUCGGAGCUUGUAAUCGAUUGGGAAAAACGAAAAGUCGGUAUUUUGCAACAGCGACUCAAUGAUAAUUCAUUUACAUUGCAAUUUUUGGCAAAGAAAAGUUUCAACGAGGCGUAUCAGUUUAAUACUGAAACACCGGUUUACCCUGAUUUUCCUCUGCCUCCUCUGGAACAUCUAUAUCUGCAAACAGAGAAUAAAGAUGAUCGCGAAUUCAUCGAAAUGAAGUGGAAAAUUUUUGGAUGGAUCAUGUCAUUUUCUGCGGAAGAAAUUUCAGCAAUUAAACAAUUGCCGACGGACUUUUCAAUGAUUAGUGCCAUUUUACUCGCUUUGGUCAAGGCACGAUUGAUUGGUGUCCAAGAAGCCGACGGAAUUCUAUACACAACCAAAAUGGUACAAACAAAUCAAAUAAAUGACGUUGAAUAUCCAACUGUUCUCACUGCGAAACAUGUUCGAGCGGUGCACGUCUAUAAUAGCGUAUUUCCACAUAUGAAAAAGAAUUUUGCAAUCGCCGGACUGAAGUCAGUCUCUCAGAAAUUUCAGCAGUUCGAUGGGGUUUACUUCCAGAAUCUAAUGAAGCUGGUUCCUGAAAUGGACGCCGAUGAGCGUGAAACUCUCUUUGAACCCAUUCGAGCAUAUCGGAUUUACUAAUGAAGAGACAGCACACAGGAAUCAUUUUUAAGACAUUCUCACAGAAAGGAAAAAGGGAAACAAGAUAAAAGAGGUUAAUAGAGAGUCUCUCAAGAUUUUUUUUUUCCAAAUAUAAUGGAAUAUUUAUAUAAAGAACCUACUUCUUAUGAAAAUAAUAACGGCAUAACUGGCUCAAAAAUAAAAACAAAUUGAAAUAACACAAAA